Osmerus eperlanus (European smelt) is the source of this 14082-nucleotide messenger RNA. It is a transcript of the gene fat2, whose product is annotated as FAT atypical cadherin 2. The transcript has 25 exons. Gene Ontology annotation, molecular function: cadherin binding; calcium ion binding. Bases 145 to 13200 code for a protein of 4351 amino acids. Gene Ontology annotation, biological process: homophilic cell-cell adhesion. Gene Ontology annotation, cellular component: catenin complex; plasma membrane. The record is from RefSeq and is a predicted model, not a curated record. NCBI's taxonomy places the organism in Eukaryota, Metazoa, Chordata, Actinopteri, Osmeriformes, Osmeridae.
UAUGGAUUGUACCCUGCAACAUUAUGGGAAUUGUGGCAUGUGUUUUGGGGGGUUUCUUAAAUCCCUAAAGCAUAAAGGAUAAGAAGAAGCUUCAUUUGAGACAGAGGACUCGGGGGUCGGAGCAUCGUUGCAGAGGCCUUGAAGAUGGCUUGGCCAGACACAAUUGUGCUCACGGUGGCAGCAGUACUGCUGGGCUUGGGAAAGGGGAGCUUGGGAAAGGAGAAGGAUAGUUCACGGAUGAGAUUCACGCAUCAUCUCUACAACGCCUCCAUUUAUGAAAAUUCAGCCCCACAGACGUACAUCGAGAGUCACGUGAAGAUGGGUAUCGUCAUGACAGAUCCCUUUUGGGACAUCAAGUUCAGCCUCGUUGCCGGUGACGAUGAUAAUCUUUUCAAAACCGAAGAGGUCAGAGUCGGAGAUUUCUGCUUCUUAAGAAUAAAAACACGGAGCAGCAACUCUGCGUCGCUGAACAGGGAGGUGAAAGACAGCUACACACUCACUAUAGAGGCCACAGAGAGCGUGUAUGAUUUCCAGUCGAGAACAAAGGUAUCCAUUCAAGUGCUGGAUACCAAUGAUUUGAAGCCUCUCUUUUAUCCAGCCUCUUACAAUGUGACCAUUAGGGAAGACUCUCCACUCAAGUCAGUUGUGGUCAGGGUCAGUGCGACAGACGCUGAUGUUGGCAGCAACUCUGAGUUCUACUACUCCUUCACCAGUAGAGCACAUCCAUAUUCCAUAGAUCCAUUCACUGGAACCGUCAGCCUCAUCAAGAGAUUAAACUACAGCCGGGCUGAUAGAUAUGAUCUCACAGUUCUGGCUGAAAACCGGAUCAAGAAAAUCUCUGGUUUUCCGAAAUUUGGGAAUGUUGCUAGGGUGAUAGUAAAUGUGCAAAAGGUAUCAUCAACCACGCCUGUUGUAAAAUUACUUCGCUUUCCCAACCCUUCAAAGGAGAGUGACAUAUUAACCAUUGAUGUCUGUGUAGAGACAGUUGGGAAGCCAGUGAAUUCCUUAAGCAUUGUUGGUGGAGAUCCACAGAAAUGGUUUGACAUCGUUCCGUCGAAUCUGCAAGGCAAUGCCUUCCAACUGCUCUCAACCAAGAGAAUUAACUGGUUUCAGUUUCCCUAUGGAUUAAAUAUUUCCCUUCAGGCUAAAGACAGGACUAACCCCUUGAAUGUUGCUCCUGUUACAGAUAUCCAUAUCCCUUUAACACAACAUCUCUCUUCACUAACAUUUCUGGAAGAUAGUUAUCAUGUAUUUCUGAGUGAGUUCUCCCCACCCAAAAACCAUGUGAUCAGAGUUGCUGUCCAAUCAGACUCCAUAAAUAAUGUAACAUUUCAGAUUAGAAAUGGCCCUGAUAGUUCACACUUUAAGAUAAACCCCAAAACAGGAAUAAUCAUUACAACAGAGAAGUUUGACUAUGAGAAAAAGGCCCGGUAUGAAUUUGAAGUGACGGCCAAUAAUGGUGAGGCUGAGACACAUGUACUUGUUGAUAUAAUUGAUGAAAACGACAACAGUCCCAAGUUUACCCAACCUUCCUAUCAAGCUUCACUACCAGAAAAUGUGCCCAUUGGUAGCAGUGUCCUAACAGUCUCAGCUAUGGAUGAUGAUAGAGACAAGAAUGGUUUUGUGACAUAUGCCAUCGUUAAGACGGGCCCCCUUCCUUUCACAAUAGAUCCUUUCACUGGGGUGAUAUCUACAUCUGAGAUGUUAGACUAUGAGCUGAUGAAGAGGUGGUACCACUUAAGAGUGUGGGCCUCCGACAGUGGCAUUCCUUUCUGCCAUGUUAGUGAGUGUGCUGUCACCAUUACCUUGAGCAACGUGAAUGAUAACGCACCUCUGUUUGAGCGGGUGGGAUGCAACGCCUCAGUACCUGUGGACAUGCCUGUUGGCAGCACCAUCGCAGAGUUAUCUGCUGUUGACUUAGAUGAACUUCAACAGCUUCGUUUUGUUAUCGAGUCUGGCAAUGAACUCCAACUCUUUGAUAUCAACUCUGUGUCUGGAGCCGUCACACUAGCCAAAGAGAUUCCCCUGGACUUACUGAAAACAGAGAGGCCCUCAUUCACACUAAAGGUCACUGCAACAGAUGGCAAACAUGAGUCUGACCCUUCUAUUGUAACCGUCACUGUCACCAAAAAGGGGACAGAGGCCACCAUAAACUGCCAGGAAACGGGGAUUUUCAAACAGUUGACAGAUAAACUCAUUGAAUCUCUCAAGCCAGUACUGACUGUUGAAGAGGUGGACUCCUUCUCCGAUGUUCACAUAAUAAACCGUCACUCUCCAAAAUUUGAUGCAGCUAUCCCAGGGUCUAUUGACAUCAGAGAAGACUUUCCAUUGAAUUCAACCAUCCUUCACUUCAACGCUAGCGACAAUGACACUGGAUUUAACAGUAAGCUCGUCUAUGUCAUUUCAAGUGGGAACGAAGAUGGAUGUUUCAGUAUUGAUACGUUCUCUGGAAAUCUCAAAGUGGUAUGUCCUUUAGACAGAGAAAGCAAAGAAUUCUACAUUUUGAACAUAACCGUCUAUGAUUUAGGAACACCCCAGACCUCAGCAUGGAAAUUCAUUGCAGUAAAUGUAUUGGAUGUCAAUGACAACGCACCCCUGUUUGACCAGCCUAGAUAUGUCCUACACAUCUCUGAGAACACUGAAGUGGGUACGCGCGUUUUUCAAGCAGUUGCUAAGGAUCUAGACGUUGAGGAGAACGGGAACAUCCUAUACUCCCUGCUGACGUCAUCGGAUUUGUUCAGUAUCGAUGAACUGACUGGGGAUGUAACUGUGAAUGGUCAUUUAGACAGAGAAGUCUCUCCCAGAUACAACAUGAAAAUCCAAGCCAGAGACCGGUCCAAAGCUGACCCUCAACUCUUUUCGAUGACUGAACUGGUGGUGGCAUUGGCUGACAUCAAUGACAACCCGCCCAAGUUUGUGCCUAAGCUCUACAAGAUAAAGGUCCCUGAAGAUAUACCUGUCGGGACAGUGUUGGUGUGGGUGGAAAGUUAUGACCUAGACCUGGGUAAUGGAAGCCAGAUCAGUUACAACCUGAAGGAUAGUGAGAAUGGAGCUUUUUUCCUAGAUGCAUCCACUGGAUUUCUGACCCUCGAGAAAGAGCUGGACUUUGAAAGAAGACAGUUCUUCAAUCUCACGGUCCGGGCCGUUGACUACGGACUCCCUCAGUCCCUGUCCUCCUCCUGCUAUGUAGAGAUUGAAGUUCUGGAUGUGAACGAGAACCUCUACCCGCCAUCCUUCUCCAUGUUCGUGUAUGAGGCCAGUGUGAUGGAGGAUGCAGAGGUGGGAACGUCUGUGCUGACUCUGACAGCAUCGGAUCGAGACCUGGGAAGGGAUGGGGUGGUCAGAUAUCACAUUCACGAUGGCUCUGGACUUGGGCUCUUUGCCAUCGAUGAGGAGACAGGGGUGGUUCGUACAUCUACGAUGCUGGACCGUGAGUCUGUCCCCCAUUAUUGGCUGUCUGUGUAUGCCCGGGACAUGGGCACAGAACCGUUGGUGUCGUGGACCCAUGUGUUCCUGGAGCUCCUUGACGUCAAUGACAAUGCCCCGGAAUUUUCCCAGCCCAUUUACUUCGCCUCCGUCCUGGAGAAUGUGUCCAAGGACAAGUCCGUGGUGAAGGUGUCGGCCACAGACAUGGAUUCCUCUUCUGAAGGGAAACUCACUUUUCAGAUGCUCGACCUACAGCGCACUUAUUUUAACAUUGACCCCAAGUCAGGUGUGAUCAGCACUGUAAAAGGAUUGGACCGAGAGGACAAAUCUGAACACAGUAUUGAGGUCAUAGUGUCAGACAACGGAUCUCCAGCCCUGUCCUCCACUGCCACUGUGGUCAUCCAGGUGCUGGACGAGAACGACAAUCGGCCCAAGUUCACCGACAAACUCUUCCAUGUCAAGCACGUUGAGCAGAGAGGCCAGGAUCACAAGCAGGAAGUGAGCAGGAUGAUUGCUCGAGAUGAUGACGAGGGCGUCAACGCUGAGGUCACAUACUCUCUUGAAAACGAUCGGGAUCAGAGGUUUGAGAUCCACCCCAGCACAGGCGUAGUGACAUCACAGGGGGACUUCCUGUCAGGCAACUACAGUAUCCUCACGAUAAAAGCAACAGACCACGGCAGUCCACCACGAUCUUCAACAGCACGCCUUGACAUUGAAUGGGUCACGAGGCCGACACCCAGCUCUGAAAUCUUGUCUUUCAGCGAACCACACUUUACCUUUGCUGUCAUGGAAACGGACUCUGUCAAUCACAUGGUGGGGUUCAUCACAACAGAGACACAGAGAUUGAGGUGGUUCCACAUUAUAGGAGGAAAUGAGGAGCAGGACUUUGACAUUCAGGUGAACGUGGGGACCAUAGUAAUUGCCAGGCGUUUGGAUGCAGGAAAACUCUCUAACUAUAAUCUGACGAUCAGUGUCACUGACGGCCACCAAACUGUCACCACACAGGCUUACAUCCGUGUCGUAGACACGAACGAGCACCGGCCCAUGUUCUUGAAAAGCCUGUAUGAGGUGAGAGUCCCAGAAGACACGUCUCCAUGGAAGGACAUCCUGCAAAUCAGCGCACAAGACAAAGACUCCAACAGCAAGCUGGUCUACUCCAUCCACAACAGUCUUCAUCCCGACAGUAUGAAGACUUUCCACCUGGACCCCAAAAGUGGAGUGCUGGUCAUGACUGAGGAGCUAGACUAUGAAAAACUGGCUGUGCACACACUCAUUGUAAUGGUUCGAGACCAGGAGCUGCCAAUGAAAAGGAGUGUUGUGAAGGCUGUCAUUCAUGUGGAGGACUGUAAUGACCACUCUCCAUCCUUCCUAAGCCCACAGUACAAGGGCAGCAUUUCAAACUUAGCAACACCUGGGACAGAGGUGCUGCAGGUUAAGGCGUUAGACGAAGACAUGGGCAGCAAUGCUGACAUCAGCUAUUCUAUUCACUCAGGAAAUGUUGACAGCACCUUUGCAAUAAAUUCUGAACUUGGCAGCAUCAGCUUGGCCAAACCUUUCCCCAUUUUACACCCAGAACAGUACCACCUGUUGGUGAGUGCCACAGACCAGGGUUUUCCACAACACAGUGACCUUGCCUCUGUCUAUGUCACUGUCAAGCUGUCCGCCUACACCCCACCUACCUUCCUCUCCAGCCAGUACUUCGCCGAGGUCAGCGAAUCCAGCUGCACAGGAAUGCCGGUGGUUACCGUCUCCGCCUCAAGCCCUGCUGCGCUGCAUUACGGAAUCAAAAAUGGAGAUCCUAAUGGGACAUUUCAUAUUAACGCCUACACCGGACUCGUUUCUCUCCAAAAAGAGCUCGAUUUCGAGGAUGAUUUCUUGUACGAGCUCCAUGUGCAAGCCGUGACAGCGGUUGGUGCCUUGUCUGAGACAGUUGUUUACAUAUAUGUGAUAGACCAGAACGAUAACGCGCCGGUUUUCCUUCAGAAGACGUAUGUGGGUCAGAUUAGCGAGUCAGCCAAUAUCAACAGUAUGGUGAUGGGAGAGAACAACACGCCUUUGGUCAUGCAGGCGUCUGAUGCAGACGCAGAUUCCAACGCUCUGCUGGUCUACCAGAUCCUUGAACCAGAGGCCUUGAAGGUGUUCAAGAUAGAUUCCAGCAUGGGCACACUCUCUCUGAUCGCACCAGUGGAUUUUGAGGCCAAGGCUCAAUAUAACUUUUCUGUUCAGAUACGGGACUCAGGACAACCUUCACUGUAUGCAGCAGAACCGGCCAAAGUCACCGUCCUUGUCCUUAAUCUCAAUGACUGUGCACCCAAAUUUACCGUCCCCGUAUACGAGUCGUCCAUCCUGUUUCCUCCUGUCAAAGAGAUGGAGGUUGUACAAGUCACAGCCACAGAUGCAGACUCUGUAGUCUCUUACAGCAUUGCAGAUGGGAAUAUCCAGAAUGCGUUUUUAAUCCAUCCUGACACUGGAAUCAUCUAUGUAUCUAAUGUGUCAGAGUUUAAACCAUUUUACCAACUGUUAGUCAGAGCCUCCGAUGGGCUGUACAAAGAGACGGCCAUCGUUAACAUAAAUGUGACCACUAUACCGAGUAGCGAUCUCGAAUUUGAACAGAAGUUAUAUACAACCAAUGUGACGGAGAACACAACAACUGCCAAAACCUUAGCAGUUCUGAAAGCCACAGGCAGCCAUCUGAAUGAGCCUUUAGUAUACUCUCUUCUAAACCCCAUGGGUAGAUUUACUAUAAGCCCUACAUCAGGACUGUUUGAAAGCACAGGUGUGCCCUUCGACAGAGAGGAGCAGGCUGUGUAUGAUGUGAUGGUGGAGGUCAGAGACAUGAGACACCCCCCUCGGAGGGCAUUGACUCAGGUCAAAGUUUACAUCGAUGACAUCAACGACAAUGCCCCCCAGUUUUUGAACCUGCCAUACUCCAUGAUGAUGUCGGAGGAGUCUGACCCAGGGGAUGUGUGGUUUCAAGUGACGGCGACCGAUAAGGAUCUUGGAGAAAACGGAUCUAUUAUGUACCUGCUGGAGGAGGACUUCAAUCUGUUCAGGAUAGACCCUUAUGUCGGCGAUGUGUCUCUAUCACGACCUCUUGACUUUGAGGCAUUGAAUAAAUAUGUGCUGACUGUUCUGGCUUCAGACGAGGGCUCUCCUAGUUGGACUACAACAGCAGAGCUCAGUAUCCAGGUGAGAAAUCGCUCCAAUCCAGUGUUUCAAACGCUUCUCUACCCUCUCAAAGUCCCUGAAAACAUUCCUCCCUUCACAACCAUCCUACAUGUACAAGCAAGAAACCCUGAGGGAUAUCGGCUUAUCUACAAUCUAGAAGAGGAGAAUGCAACCAAACACUUCCAUAUCGAUUUUAAAACCGGAGUUUUGACAGUAACAGAUCUCUUGGACUACGAGAGCCAGACAAUGCACACAUUGACUGUCAGGGCCACUGACUCAGUGACAGGAGCUUAUUCAGAGGCCUCCAUUGAAAUAGAGGUGGAAGACGUCAAUGAUAAUUCCCCUACUUUCUCUAAGCCGAUGUACAAAGUGGACAUACUAGAGGGGCUACCCGUUGGCACAUCUGUACUGCAGCUAACUGCCACAGACCGAGAUUCUGGAAGAAACAAAGAUUUUACCUACCAAAUUCUGAAAACUGAGGGGAAUGAAACUGACUUUUUUGAGAUAAACACCGUGAGUGGACUCAUUGUUACAAAACAAAUGUUGGAUCAUGAAAAUACCAAAUAUUUCCACAUUAAAGUUGUAGCCACUGACAAUGGGACCACCCCUCGGAGCAGUGAAGCCAAUGUCAUCGUGAACGUAACUGAUGUGAAUGACAACCCACCUAACUUCAGCAAAGAUUAUUAUCAGACUACUCUAGACGAGCUGGCUAAAUGUGGCCAAAUAGUCAUCAAAAUUCAAGCUUCAGAUGCUGACAGCAGAGACAGCAACAACCUGCAGUAUAAAAUCCUCUCAGGGAAUGAAGGCCGAUACUUCAACAUCAAUGACACUUCCGGGAUCAUCUCUUUCUCUAAUGUCUGCAAGAGAAAUCUAGAUCCCUUUUAUAACCUCACCGUGGCAGUAUCUGAUGGUGUGUUCCAGAAAAUCGCUCCUGUGACCAUAGAUAUGAUGAACACAAACAGACACAGCCCCUAUUUCAAACAGAACAUCUACGAAGCGGAGCUCGCAGAGAACGCGGCAUCAGGAACUCGUGUGAUUCGAUUGGCUGCCAUCGACCCUGACGACGGGCCCUACGGCAGCGUGGAUUACACCAUCAUCAACAAACUGGCUGAUGAGAAAUUCUCUAUUGACAGCGAUGGACAGAUAGUCACAUCUCAGCCCCUGGAUAGAGAGAAUCCUUCCCAGAGAGUGAUAGCCAUUAAAGUCAUGGCGAAAGACGGAGGGGGCAAAGUAGCCUUUUGUACCGUGAAGAUUAUUCUCACAGACGAAAACGACAAUGCCCCGCAGUUCAAAUCGUCUGAAUACCAAGUGUCUAUCCAGUCGUCAGUUAACAAGGGCACUCCUGUGAUUCAGAUCAUGGCUUACGAUGCCGACGACGGUAAAAACGCUGACGUCACCUACACCGUGGAUGAGGCUGAGGAGGUGACUGAAGAUAUCAUUGAAAUUCAUCCUUUCACUGGUGUGAUCACUGUAAAAGAAAGUCCGGUGGGAUUAGAAAACAAGAUCUUCAAAUUUAAAGUGAAGGCACGAGAUGGAGGAUUACCAUUUUUAAACUCUACAGUCCCUGUCCAGGUUAAAGUCCUUCCGCCAGAAGUCUCUCUACCCACAUUUUCGGAACCUCUCUACACCUUCUCUGCCUACGAGGACGUACCGAUGGGGACUGAGAUAGGCUCGGUCAAGGCUGACUCUGACAUGCCCCUCAUAUACAGCCUGGUCAAUGGCAACACUGUGGAAAGCAACAAAGACAAGGUCUUCACUCUGGACAAAGAGAGCGGCACUUUGCUAGUCCAGAAGAGCAUAGACCAUGAGAAGACCAAGUGGUACCAGAUAGAUGUUAUCGCCCAGGGAAAUCACAACGGAACAGAUGUAGCGUCGCUUGUGUCUGUGAGCAUCCAGGUGCAGGACGUGAACGACAACCAGCCAAUGUUCGAGGCUGACCCGUAUCAAGCCUAUCUGGCUGAAAACAUGCCACCUGGAACCACCGUCAUCCAGAUUACCGCCAACGACCCAGACACUGACGACAACGGUCAGGUGACUUACACUCUAGAGGCCCAGCCUGACGAUGUCACAGAUGUGUUCACCAUAGAUGACAAGAGCGGCUGGAUAGUGACCCUCCAGGAGAUGGACUGUGAAGUGGCGAGGCUCUACAGGUUCCAUGUGGUUGCUACGGACCACGGCGGGGAGGCCAAGCUUUCGUCCUCGGCUUUAGUGGAGGUGAUUGUGACGGAUGAAAAUGACAACCCUCCACGCUUCCUCGAGGACGUGUAUCACACCUCUGUCAUGGAGAACCUCAGUCCCGGAGAGGUCAUCGUGACCAUGGCGACCACUGACAUGGAUGUGUCACCCGAGAACAGGUUGAUCCAAUGUUAUAUAACAGACGGAGACCCGUUGGGCCAGUUUUCCAUUGAGGAUGUUGGAGAAGAAAAAUGGGGGCUGAUUCUAAAGGAACCUCUGGACCGUGAAGCCAAAAACAAAUACUCCCUAAAGAUAACUGCUACAGAUGGAAGAUUUCAAGGCCAGACCACAGUUGAAGUCCAUGUUUUAGAUAUCAAUGACAAUAGCCCCUUGUGUGAACAGCUGUUGUAUACAGAGGUCGUCAUGGAGAAUUCUCCAUCCAGUAUGUUCAUACUAAAGAUUUCUGCCUCGGAUCCAGACAUUGGCACCAAUGGUCAAGUAUCUUACACCCUCCAUGGGCCCAAUGCCGACAAGUUCCAUCUUAAUCACAAGACAGGAGAGCUGUUCACCUUGGCAGUGCUUGACCGGGAGAAGGAGGGGGAGUAUGAUUUGGUAGCCAAAGCUACAGAUGGCGGAGGGCGAUCCUGCCAGGCCGACAUUCUGUUGAUGAUCCAGGAUAUGAACGACAAUGCCCCCCUCUUCUCGUCCAGUCACUACCAAGUCACCGUGUUUGACAACACCACAGUCAGGACUCCUGUGGCCGUCAUCUUCGCUAAUGACCCUGACACUGGUAUCAACUCUGAAGUGAAGUACUCACUCAUGGAUGGUGACAGGGGAUACUUUUCCAUAGACGAGUUUUCCGGGGUUUUACGACUGGAGAAUCCCUUUACCUCCGACACUCCCCCGACCCUUGAACUCAAAGUCAAAGCAACUGACCGUGGGCUCCCUCGACACUUGUACUCUGUUGCAACCGUGACCGUCUAUGUGGUGGACCUUAGUGACUACCAGCCGGUGUUCAUCAGCUCUGAAUACACCGCCCAGGUCCCAGAGUCCUUUCUGGUGGGAGCAGAGGUGCUGACUGUUUCAGCGCUCACCAGAGAUGGGACCGGUCCGGAAGGCAUCGUCUACUCCAUCGCCGCUGGCAACGAGGACAGCAGGUUCACGCUGCAUCCAGACACCGGCAUUCUGACGGUGAGUCAGCCACUUGACUUUGAGCGGUGUCAUGAGUACUACCUGUCUGUGGAAGGUACCAGAGCCAAGUCGUCUCUGACUGACAUGACUAUGGUAGUCAUAAACAUCACAGACGUUAACGACAACGCCCCGGUCUUCGACAAGGGAGACUACAACGUCGAGAUUGCUGAGGAUCUUAUUCCUGGGAGCCUGGUCAUGAAGGUGACCGCUGGGGACCUGGAUGGGCCGUUGAACAACCUGGUCCACUACUCUGUUGCUAGUGGCGACCCACUGCAGCAGUUUAACAUUGAUUCACGCAGUGGGGAGAUCACUGUCAGGACUGCGCUGGACAGGGAAGAGAACACCCACUACUCUUUGACUGUCCAAGCAGCUGAUGAGGGCAGCCCUCCACUGUCCACAGCGGUGCAGGUUACCGUGACGAUAUCAGACGUCAAUGACAACCCUCCUGUCUUUACACAGAUCAACCACAGUCUAAUCAUUCAGGAGGGUGAAGCGCUGGGCAGCACCAUCCUCCAGCUGCUGGUGACAGACAGGGACACAGCCAGGAACGGGCCGCCCUUCUCCUUCCACGUCGUGUCAGGCAACGAAGACCGCCAUUUCCAUGUGGACCAAGGUGGUCUGCUGUCUCUCUCCGGCCCCGUCAAGAGGAAAGUGAAGCCACAGCACCUGCUUAAAAUCCAGGUAACAGACAGUGGUCACCCUCCUCUUUCCUCGAUCUGCGUGGUGAAGAUCAACGUGACAGAGGAGACCAAGUACCCCCCCUCUGUGGUUCCUCUGGAAGUAUUCAUUACCACUACAGGAAACAUCUUCUCCAACCGUGUCGUUGGCAAACUCCACGCUUCGGACCAAGACCUCCACGACAUUCUCUACUACAAGCUGGUGUCAGAGAUUCCGUCCCACACAUUCUCUGUGGAUGCAGCGGAUGGUAGGAUCUGGGCAGACAGCGAUCUGGAACCAGGCCUUUACUCUCUCAACGUCAGCGUGUCGGAUGGGAAGUUCAGUGUGUGGACAGCUGUUAAAAUCCAUGUGUGGGCAGCCAAUCAGAAAGCCCUGGACUCGGGGGUGACCCUGCAGCUGAGCGGGCUGUCUCCUGAGGAGUUCGUAGCGGACCACUGGAAAGGCCUGCAGAGGACCCUGAGUACAGCUCUGGGUUUAGACCGACAGGACCUGUACUUGGCCAGCCUCCAGCAGCCCAACUCACUUGUCCUUGAAGCGCUUCUCCUCUGGAGGCCACAAGGAGGCGCUGUGAAGCCACUUUCCACCUCCAGGCUGGCUGGGGUCAUCUCAGACAUAGAAGAUACUUUGGGCCUGAGUGUUGUGAGAGUGAGUUAUAAUGGUUGCCUGGGGUCUGGAUGUCCUCCGAAGGGCUGUAGAAACUCAGUAGUGCUGAGUGGAUUGAACCACUAUGCUACAUCCAGGGCUGGCUUCAUCACCCCCCAGCAUACCUGGGAGAGUGUCUGCCCUUGCAAUGAAUCUGCUGUUGGAUUUGAUGGGAAGGGCUAUCUAAAGUACCUCCAUCAGAUGGAUGAGGAGAACCAGGGCUUCCAUCUUUCCUUGCGCUUUAAGACUCAUCAGCCACAAGGUGUCAUCUGGACCACCAACAGCACCGACUGGGGAACUCUGAAGCUAACUGCUGGGGAGUUGGCAUUCAGGUACAGCUGUGGAAACGUCCUCCCCAGUACCUUACAUGUAAGAUCUGACCCAGUAUCAGAUGGUCUCUGGCACCACAUUCUCCUGGAGGUCAACGCCACUGCCCUCAGACUGACCCUAGAUCAGCACCACACGGCCUCUGUGGCGCUCUCAGAGUCCUGUCGCAUGAUACAGCCUCAUGGGGCAUUGCUGUUUGCUGGGCCCACCUCUUUUAAAGGGGCUCAUCUGCAUGGCUUUACCGGAUGCCUGGAUAGGCUGGAGUUUAAUGGAGAGCCAGUCAGAACAGGCGAUUUUGAGGAGUGGACUGGACCACGAAGCAGGAGGGUUUUUGGGGUGUACAACUGCUGUGGCAUGAUGCAGGGAUGUGCCAACAGCCCUUGUCUGAAUGCAGGCACAUGUGAGGACUCAAAUGGAGAGCUGAGCUGUAGAUGUCCGGCACAAUUCUUUGGCCCCCGCUGUGAGCUGACCAACAACCCUUGUCUGACCCAACCUUGUGUUAAUGGGGGUGUGUGCAUUCCUCAAAAUCAGGGUUUCAUCUGCAAGUGUUCACUCCAAACGGCUGGAAGCAGGUGUCAGGACUCGGUAGAUGCCUGUUCAUCCAAUCCAUGCCCUGGAGGCUACGACUGUAAGAUCUCGGGUGGCUCUAUCUACUGUGACCCUCUGCAUCAGGUUUCCCCUAUCCUGGGCAGCGUGGAGAUCAUGAUCAUCGAGAUCUCUGCUAGCCUGCUGGGGGUGCUCCUGCUGGUUGGGGCCUUCGUCUGCAUACGCAAACGUUACGUACAGAAAAAGAAGAAGAAGCCUGUGUGCGUCCAGGACUCUAACGGGUAUUUUGCAUCAAAUGUGGCAAAGAGCAUCAUGGUCGACAACCAGGAAGGCCAUUUAGAGAUGUGCACCCUGAUGGGUUCCAGGACCGACCUGGGCAACAGUCCCUUCCGCUCCCUCAGGCCCCGCAGUCAGGUGAUGGACCUGGGCUCUCAGGAUGGGGUCUACAGUCCCAAGACACAGGGGCCUGUGGUGUGCAGCGUGGCUCCUCACUUCCCCGCUCGCCCACCUUCCAACUCCGACAACGAGUCUGUUAUGAAACACAACUGGAACGCUGACUAUGAAGUAUAUCCAGCUGAUCCAGACUACUAUGGCCGGCCGACAGCACAGGAUUUCCCUCAGUUUGACAUCGUGGAGGAUUCCUACCCUCCAGUGAACACCAUAGACUCACGUAGGAACUCUCGUUUUGGGGGAUUUCCGUUUCCUCUUGACCGUUGUGAUCGUCGCGCUCCCUUGCCUCCCUGUUACAGCAAUCAGAACCUGGAUGAUUUCCUUGGGCCCGAUGGCCUGCCCCUCCCUAGCUCCCAGUGCCCUAACGAGUACACAGCCAUCAGUUACUACCCUACGCAGCAUGCACGCAGCAUGGAUAAUGUUUCCAGUGGUUACCGGAGACUCAGUAUGCGACUGAGCAUUGCCCAGCCUUCCUAUGAUGACGGCACUAACCCCACACCUGCACAGACAAGACCAGCAACACUGAACCCUCACAGCUUCAAUAGUUCGGACAUGGUUGAGAGUGACUAUGGGAGCUGUGAAGAGGUCAUGUUCUAGAGUCUAGACUGAAUAAAGGACAUUUGCACAGCCAACAGUUAAGAGCCUGUCAUAUAUCUUUAAUGAGGGAAUAAUUAACAGGCUUAUAAGGGUGUGUUAUAUUAUACAUCAAUCUUUUACAUGUGCCCAUGAUGACCUUCAUAAAAAUGUCCAUCUAAAACUAGUUCUCAAAGCGUUUUAGAGAUUGGCAGUUACAUUCAAGAUUUAGUUUUAUUAAAGAUGUCCUAAGAAUGGAUCAGUGGAGUUAUCCUGUCUAUAGUGUUGUAUAAUUCAGUUGUUUUAAUGUUACAGGAUAAUAUAUAUGAAAAUGAAGGGAACUAGAUCACAUUAAGAAGAAUGGCAUAAGUCAAUGAUUGUAUAGAAAAUGUAUUCUCGAUGAAGCCAAUUAGGUUUAUCUUUGUACAGUAUAUUAGAUUUAUAAGUGAUGUUGUCAAUGCUGUAAUUAAUAGUGUGUGAAUAUCUUUCAUCUGAAAGAAGUUGUUUCGUAAAGGUACUCAAUGGUAUGUAAUGUGUGUGCUGCUGCUUGUAUGAUUGUGCGCAAUUUUUUUUAAUCUUUAAAUGUUUUGUGCUGGCUCAGUUUCUUCCUUGUGAGAGUUUCUGUGUUGUAAGUACAGUGUGUAUGACAUCAUAUGAGUUCACGUGAAUUUCAGAUGUAUUUUUGUAAUGUCAGUAAAUACCCAUAUUGUGGUUGUCUUUGUGAGAAUGUUAUACAGUUGUUUAAUAUCUUAUAUUAGUAACCAACUGGGUAAAAAGUUGAUUUUUAGCCACUUGAGGAAUGGGCCGCAAUACCCCUCCAUCAAUUGAGGAAUUUACCAGAACAAUUUCAUCUAGCUCACACUAUUCAGUGGAAAAUUCUGAAAUACAUUUCCAUAGUAGAUGUUU